Molecule: messenger RNA, 1365 nt
Organism: Cygnus atratus (black swan)
Lineage: Eukaryota; Metazoa; Chordata; Aves; Anseriformes; Anatidae
Gene: SP9
Product: Sp9 transcription factor
Exons: 2
Coding region: 1-1365 (454 amino acids)
Biological process (GO): regulation of transcription by RNA polymerase II
Molecular function (GO): RNA polymerase II cis-regulatory region sequence-specific DNA binding; DNA-binding transcription factor activity, RNA polymerase II-specific
Source: RefSeq, a predicted model, not a curated record
AUGGCUACGUCUAUACUCGGGGAAGAGCCGAGGUUUGGGACCACCCCGCUGGCCAUGCUGGCCGCCACCUGCAACAAGAUCGGCAACACCAGCCCGCUGACCACGCUGCCCGAGUCCAGCGCCUUCGCCAAGGGGGGCUUCCACCCCUGGAAACGCUCCACCUCCAGCUGCAACCUGGGCUCCAGCCUCUCGGGCUUCACGGUGGCCACGAGCAGGGGCUCCGGCGGACUGGCCAGCGGCACGGGCACGGCCAACAGCGCCUUCUGCCUGGCCUCCACCUCGCCCACCUCGUCGGCCUUCAGCAGCGACUACGGCGGCCUCUUCUCCAACUCGGCGGCGGCGGCGGCCGGCGUGUCGCCGCAGGAGCCCGGCGGGCAGUCGGCCUUCAUCUCCAAGGUGCACAGCUCGGCGGCCGAGAGCCUGUACCCGCGGGUGGGCAUGGCGCACCCCUACGAGUCCUGGUACAAGUCCGGCUUCCACUCCACGCUGUCGGCGGGCGAGGUGGCCAACGGGGCGGCCUCCUCGUGGUGGGACGUGCACGCCAACCCGGGCUCCUGGCUGGAGGUGCAGAACCCGGCGGGGGGGCUCCAGGGCUCGCUGCACUCGGGCGCCCCCCAGGCCUCGCUGCACUCCCAGCUGGGCACCUACAACCCCGACUUCAGCUCGCUCACCCACUCCGCCUUCAGCUCCACCGGCCUGGGCUCCACGGCCGCCUCGCACCUGCUCUCCACCGGCCAGCACCUGCUCGCCCAGGAGGGCUUCAAGCCCGUGCUGCCCUCCUACACGGACUCCAGCGCGGCGGUGGCGGCGGCCAGCGCCAUGAUCACGGGCGCCGCCGCCGCCGCCGGGGGGGGCUCGGCCCGCUCCGCCCGGCGCUACUCGGGCCGGGCCACCUGCGACUGCCCCAACUGCCAGGAGGCCGAGCGGCUGGGGCCGGCGGGGGCCAGCCUGCGGCGCAAGGGGCUGCACAGCUGCCACAUCCCCGGCUGCGGCAAGGUGUACGGCAAGACGUCGCACCUGAAGGCGCACCUGCGCUGGCACACGGGCGAGCGGCCCUUCGUCUGCAACUGGCUCUUCUGCGGCAAGCGCUUCACCCGCUCCGACGAGCUGCAGCGGCACCUGCGGACUCACACGGGCGAGAAGCGCUUCGCCUGCCCCGUCUGCAACAAGCGCUUCAUGCGCAGCGACCACCUGAGCAAACACAUCAAAACGCACAACGGGGGCGGCGGCGGCAAAAAGGGCAGCGACAGCGACACGGACGCCAGCAACCUGGAGACGCCGCGCUCCGAGUCCCCCGACCUCAUCCUGCACGACGGGGUGGGCGCCGCCCGCGCCCCCGCCAAGGAGCCGCCCGGCGACUCCUAG